Messenger RNA from Dioscorea cayenensis subsp. rotundata (Guinea yam), 792 nucleotides. RefSeq names its product probable E3 ubiquitin-protein ligase RHG1A. The record is from RefSeq and is a predicted model, not a curated record. Bases 1 to 729 code for a protein of 242 amino acids. The transcript has a single exon. NCBI's taxonomy places the organism in Eukaryota, Viridiplantae, Streptophyta, Magnoliopsida, Dioscoreales, Dioscoreaceae.
AUGUCUUCUUCCAUUAUGUCUUCUCCCACUGUUCGUCAAAGCCCUUUCAGUGAUGAUCCUAACUGGUUCUACACAAUCCAUAGUUCAUUAGGCAAUUUGGAUAUUCAUCAUGUUUUCACCGACAACACACCACCUCCUCCUCCACUCACAAUUGACUUAAAGUUUACCACUUAUACGUUCUCCAGUUUCACAAAUUUAGCAGAGCAACCACUACCAUUAACAACUGAAACAAAGAGAUUCAUGUUGGAUAUCCAGGAUUUCAAUCAGCGCUUCUCUGCAGAGCAAACCAUCAACUCUAUGAUCAGGAACACGUCAACCGGUGCAACAUUGUCCAUUGAAAGACGUCGAUGGAUGGUCUCCGACAUCUCUAAUUUUAUGAUGUCCUUUGUCCGAGAUGGUUAUAAUGAGAUCUUCAUCAACUUGGAUGUGGUGGAGCUUGUGCCAGAUGAGGAUUUGGAUGGGAUUCUCCGGGAAUCAUUUGAAGAUGCUGAAUUGAGUGCAUGUCCGGCAUCACAUGCACUUUUGGAGAGCUUGGUGACGGAGGUGUUUCGUGACGACGAAGAAGCAGUGAGCUGCAUGAUAUGUUUGGAAGAGUUUGUUGCUGGUGUUGAGGUCAAACGUUUGCCGUGCUCUCAUCUUUUUCAUGGUGGCUGCAUUGAUAGUUGGUUUGUGCGGAAGGAUUCUUGCCCGCUUUGUAGAUUCACGUUGCAUGAAGAGUUGGAUUCAUAGUUAAUUAAGUGCAGUGCAGAGAUAUAUUUGGAAACUGUACAGGUCUAAAUAUAUAAUAUGUGU